CACUACGAAAAAAUCCAGUCGAAACGUUUACAUUGCGGUGAGAGAUUUCCCUUAUAAUCUCUGGUCAGCACUCGCCAGGGAAAUUCAUGUUUCAUAACAUCGGACUCACCAUGCUCCGCCAGACAUGCAACCGUCUUCAGCUAACAGCUACGACCCAGCAGCAACAACAGAGGGGGAUGGCGACGUUGAAGACAAUCUCAAUGCGUCUGAAAUCAGUGAAAAAUAUCCAAAAAAUCACUCAGUCCAUGAAAAUGGUGUCAGCAGCCAAAUACAAUCAUGCUGAGCGUGAUUUACGACAGGCGAGACCACUGGGUGAGGGGACGAAGCAGUUUUAUGAGCAGGCGGAGAUUGCAGCACCUGAGGGUGACCCAAAACAACUGGUCGUGGCCAUCACCAGUGAUCGAGGUCUUUGCGGGGCAGUUCACACUGGUGUUGCACGUAGUAUUCGUGAUUCUUUGCUCGCUGAUUCGCAGCUGAGAGAGAACACCAAAAUCAUCUGUGUCGGGGAGAAGUCCAAAGCUAUUCUUUCGAGAUUAUUUCCGAAUAAUAUUCUUUUUGUGGCUUCUGAGGUGGGCAGAAAGCCACCAACUUUUGGAGAUGCUGUCAAAGUCGCUGCUGAGAUAAUGAACUCUGGAUAUGAAUUUGGAAGUGGACGCAUCGUCUACAACAAAUUCAAGUCCGUAGUCUCGUACAAAGUGGACCAGCUCCCUCUAUUUGACAAAUCAGCAGUGUCAACUGCUCCAAAGAUGUCGAUCUACGAUUCCCUCGAUGAGAGUGUGAUCCAGAGCUACAUGGAAUUCUCUCUCGCCUCUCUCCUCUUCUACUCCAUGAAGGAGGGUGCAUGCAGCGAACAAUCCAGCAGAAUGACUGCCAUGGACAAUGCCAGCAAAAAUGCCGGCGAGAUGAUUGACAAACUCACUCUCACCUUCAAUCGUACUCGCCAAGCCGUCAUCACCAGGGAGCUCAUCGAAAUUAUCUCUGGUGCUGCUGCAUUGGAUUGAGCUAAUUAAAGGACGCAUUCGAGAUAUUUCAAUUGUAUAGUCGAUGCUACUAACAAGUGAGAAAGAAAAUAUUAAUGGAAAAGUUUAGAGAAAUUUCAUUGAUUAAUGAUCUUAUCGGUGAUAAUUGAUUAUUGAUAACGGUCUUUGAAUGAAUUCCACUCCCAUACAAUUUAUUGAUUAAUAAAUAUGAGUAGAAAUA
This is a messenger RNA of Diachasma alloeum, 1200 nucleotides long. RefSeq names its product ATP synthase subunit gamma, mitochondrial (gene ATPsyngamma). Gene Ontology annotation, biological process: proton motive force-driven ATP synthesis. The coding region runs from base 87 to 1001 and encodes 304 amino acids. Gene Ontology annotation, molecular function: proton-transporting ATP synthase activity, rotational mechanism. The record is from RefSeq and is a predicted model, not a curated record. The transcript is spliced from 3 exons. Lineage: Eukaryota; Metazoa; Arthropoda; Insecta; Hymenoptera; Braconidae.